Messenger RNA from Oryctolagus cuniculus (rabbit), 1951 nucleotides. It is a transcript of the gene BARX2, whose product is annotated as BARX homeobox 2. Lineage: Eukaryota; Metazoa; Chordata; Mammalia; Lagomorpha; Leporidae. Gene Ontology annotation, biological process: regulation of DNA-templated transcription. The record is from RefSeq and is a predicted model, not a curated record. Gene Ontology annotation, molecular function: DNA binding; DNA-binding transcription factor activity, RNA polymerase II-specific.
CGCCGGCCUGGGAGUGUGAGACACCGGGAGGCGGCGGGGCACGCGGCGCGCAGGUUGGCGCGCGGGUCUCCCGGGCGGGCGGGGGCGGGGUGGGCGCCGACGCCCCUCGGCUAAAGCACCCGGCACCUGGUCCGCAGGAAGUGAGCGCUGAUUGACAGCCGCCUUGUCCCCAAAAGGCUCUGCGAAGAUGCUGGUCUUCGGGUGUGUGUAGUCGCGCGAGAGGCGCGCCCGGUGCCCGCUGCCCUCGGCGCUCGCAGCCCCCCGCCGCCUGCCCGGCUGCUGAGGAGCGGGGCUCAGGCCCCCUGCCCCUCGCCGGCGCGCCAGCCCCGCGGCCCCGGCCGGCCCGUGCCCUCGCAGCCGCGCUCGGGCCGGCGGGCGCUCGCCGCGGCUCACCAUGCACUGCCACGCCGAGCUGAGGUUGAGUUCGCCCGGCCAGCUGAAGGCAGCCAGGCGGCGCUACAAGACUUUCAUGAUCGACGAGAUCCUGUCCAAGGAGACCUGCGACUACUUUGAGAAACUCUCGCUCUACUCCGUGUGCCCGUCGCUGGUCGUGCGCCCCAAGCCCCUGCACUCCUGUCCGGGCUCCCCUUCCCUUCGGGCAUACCCUCUCCUCUCGGUGAUCACCCGACAGCCCACGGUCGUCUCCCACCUGAUCCCUGCCACCCCUGGAAUCGCCCAGGCGCUGUCCCGCCGCCCAGCCGCCGAGGCUGCGUGUGCCGAGGCCCCGGGGGGCGAGGCUCUGGCCAGCAGCGAGUCGGAGACGGAGCAGCCCACGCCGCGGCAGAAGAAGCCCCGCCGCAGCCGCACCAUCUUCACGGAGCUGCAGCUCAUGGGCCUCGAGAAGAAAUUCCAGAAGCAGAAGUACUUGUCCACCCCAGACAGGUUGGACCUGGCACAGUCUCUGGGACUCACUCAGCUGCAGGUGAAGACUUGGUAUCAAAAUCGCAGGAUGAAAUGGAAGAAAAUGGUUCUUAAAGGUGGACAGGAAGCCCCCACAAAACCUAAAGGUCGUCCCAAGAAGAACUCCAUCCCCACGUCGGAAGAAAUUGAGGCUGAGGAGAAGCUAAACAGCCAGGCCCAGAGCCAGGAGCCUGUGGAGCCCUCGCAGGCACAGGAGGAGCCCUGCGAGGCGCGGGAACCCGAAGCCUGCAGUGUCCCCUUGGAGGUGGCAGAGCGGCCAGGCCAGCCCCAGGAGGUGCCAGUAGUCUCUUUGGAACCCCCAUCGUUAAGCUAAAAGAAAAGUCUUAGGGGGCAGGGGGAGACAGGGAAGAAGGGAAAGGCGAGAGGGCAGGGAGAACAGGGAGAGAAAAGCUUCCAGCGGCCUGGGGAGCUGGGAAGGAACAGGUGCACCUUUCUCCCCGCCUCCCUCCCUCUCGAAGUCCUCUGGUGUCGUCAGUGCAAGCGUUUGAAGGAGACUCGCUGGCCUUGGGCCACUUUCUUCCUGAAAGGCAGCCUUAGCCACGAUGCCCUCGAUGAAGGGGGACAGCACCUUGCGGCUGCCUGCCCUGGGCAGGGGCAACUGCUGUGGGCCCGGGAAGCCCCUCCUGGCACGCAGGGGACAGCUGCUGUCCUCCCCCUGCUGGCCCCUGGGCAGCCAUCAAGGCAGAGAGGGUUGUGAGCCCUUGGGCAGUGGCCCAGGCUCCUUGCUGACUCAGCACUUACUUCUGUAGUUUUAAAAGAGAAUGUAAUGAUUUGGUUGUUUUUUUUUUUUUUUUCCUGCGUUUUGGGGGUGGGAGGGUUGGGGUGAGUGGGCCAGAAAGAGUUGGGAGCAGGGAAUUUGGAGCUGUUAGCCAUGUUUCUGAAUCACGUUGGUUUGUUUGAAGACACGUGUGCCUUUGUACCCAUUCUAAGACGUUCUUGCUUCAUCCACACAGUUGCCAUCCCUGAGCUGCAAUGCAGAUAUGUUAAGAUAACUUUUAUUUUUUAAUUAAAAAUAAAUCUUUCAAAAGGA